AUGUUAACUACUGAACACUCAACUAGAGAGCAAGCGACUACUGAUUACUUAACUACAAGUGCUUCUACUGCACCUGUCCAAAACACUCCUUCAUCGUCUGUACCAGCUACAUUCAAUACCACAGACCAAGUUUCAACUGAUGAGUUAGCUACUGAACACCUAACCUCUGACCCAUUGACUACUGUACCUUUUCAAAAACCAACUACAUUCAAUACCACAGUGCAUGUUUCUACUGGACAGCUAUCUACCAGACUCCUAACAUCUGACCCAGUGAUUACUGUACCUGUUCAAAACAGGACCACAACGCCUAUACCAACUACAUUCAUUUCCACAGAACAUGCUUCAACUGAACUGUUAACUACUGGACACCUAACUUCUUACCCAGCGACUACUGUAACUGUUCAAAAACCAACUUCAUUCAAUACAACAGAACAUGCUUCACCUGAACGGUUAACUACUGAACACCUAACUACAGAACAUAAAACUACUGUACCUGUUCAAAGCAUUAUCUCAACGUCUGCACCAACUACCACAGAACAUGCUUCAACUAAAAUGUUAACUACUGAAAACCUAACUACAGAAAAAGCAACUACUGUCCCUGUCCAAAACAUUCCCUCAACGUCUGUACCAACUACAUUCAUUUCCACAGAACAUGCUUCACCUGAACAGUUAACUACUGGACACCUAAACUCUGAUCAAGCAAUUACUGCACAGGUUCAAAACACUCCCUCAACACCAGUACCAACUACAUUCAAUACCACAGAACAAUCAACUGAACAGUUAACUACUGAACACCUAACGUCUGACCCAGCGGCUACUGUAACUGUUAAAAAGCCAACUACAUUCAUUUCCACAGAACAUGCUUCACCUGAAAAGUUAACUACCGCACACCUAACUACAGAACAUGAAACUACUGUACCUGUUCAAAGCAUUAUCUCAACAUCUGCACCAACUACCACAGAACAUGCUUCAACUGAAAUGUUAACUACUGAACACUCAACUACAGAGCAAGUGACUACUGAUUACUUAACUACAAGUGCUUCUACUGCACCUGUCCAAAACAUUCCUUCAUCGUCUGUACCAGCUACAUUCAAUACCACAGACCAAGUUUCAACUGAGCAGUUAACUACUGGACACCUAAACUCUGACCAAGCAAUUACUGCACAGGUUCAAAACACUCCCUCAAUACCAGUACCAACUACAUUCAAUACCACAGUGCAUGUUUCUACUGGACAGCUAUCUACCAGACUCCUAACAUAUCACCCAGUUAUUACUGUACCUGUUCAAAACAGGACCUCAACGCCUAUACCAACUACAUUUAUUUCCACAGAACAUGUUUCAACUGAACUGUUAACUACUGAACACCUAACUACAGAAAGUGGAACUACGGUACCGGUUCAAAGCAUUAUCUCAACGUCUGCAACAACUACCACAGAACAUGCUUCAACUGAACAGUUAAUUGCUGAAAACCUAACUACAGAUCAAAUGACUACUGGUUACUUACCUAAAAGUGCUUCUACUGCACCUGUACAAAACAUUCCCUCAUCGUCUGUACCAGCUACAUUCACUACCACAAAGCAAGUUUCAACUGAAAAGUUAACUACUGGACACCUAAUAACAGAAAGUGAAACUACGGUACCGGUUCAAAGCAUUAUCUCAAUGUUUGCAUCAACUACCAUGGAACAUGCUUCAACUGAACAGUUAACUACAGAAUACUUAACUACAGAACAUGCAACUACUGUCCCUGUUCAAAACAUUCCCUCAACAUCUGUACCAACUUCAUUCAAUACCACAGACCAAGUUACAACUGAGCAGUUAACUACUGAACGCCUAACGUCUGACCAAGCGAAUACUGUACCUGUUCAAAGCAAUAUCUCAACAUCUGCACCAACUACCACAGAACAUGCUUCAACUGAAAUGUUAACUACUGAACACUCAACUAGAGAGCAAGCGACUACUGAUUACUUAACUACAAGUGCUUCUACUGCACCUGUCCAAAACACUCCUUCAUCGUCUGUACCAGCUACAUUCAAUACCACAGACCAAGUUUCAACUGAACAAUUAACUACUGGACACCUAAACUCUGAUCAAGCAAUUACUGCACAGGUACAAAACACUCCCUCAACACCAGUACCAACUACAUUCACUAAUACAGAGCAAGUUUCAACUGAUGAGUUAACUACUGAACUCCUAACAUCUGAUCCAGUGAUUACUGUACCUGUUCAAAACAGGACCUCAACGCUUAUACCAACUACAUUCAUUUCCACAGAACAUGCUUCAACUGAACUGUUAACUACUGAACACCUAAUUACAGAAAGUUUAACUACUGUACCUGUUCAAAUCAUUAUCUCAACAUCUGCACCAACUACCACAGAACAUGCUUCAACUGAAAUGUUAACUACUGAACACUCAACUAGAGAGCAAGUGACUACUGAUUACUUAACUACAAGUGCUUCUUCUGCACCUGUCCAAAACACUCCUUCAUCGUCUGUACCAGCUACAUUCAAUACCACAGACCAAGUUUCAACUCAACAGUUAACUACUGAACACAUAACUUCUGACCCUGCAACUACUGUACCUGUUCAAAAACGAUCUACAUUCAAUAGCGCAGUGCGUGUUUCUACUGAAGAGGCAACUACUAAACACCUAACUAAAGAUCCAGCGACUGCUGGUUACUUACCUACACAUGCAACUACUGAGAAUGUAACUCAUCAAUCAACAACUGGGACUGCGGACACAGAAAUGCAACACAGCAUUACACGAGCGACUACUGACCAUACUUCUGCCCUAGAUAUAACCACGGUGGUUGAGACUGCUUCGUACAGUACUGCAGAGCCUGUCAGUGUCUCCACUGUUACGCCAACUGAAAACAGUCAAGGUUUAAGUCCAGGUAAGUUUAAUCAUUAUAUCAUAACUAUUGACAUGUUGUAAGCCUAACCGUCUCUUUUUUUGUUUGGCUGUGGUUUUAUGUUGUUUCAAAGAUGUUAUGUUACAGAGCAGAGGUAUAAAUGCAUACAAAUCUACAUUUUGUUGAAUGGGCUCCAUGUUAUCUAUCUUUGUCUUUCUUUUGCUCAGACAACCUGGUAUUGAUCCGUGAGAACAUGACGUGGAACGACGCCCUGAGCUACUGCAGAGAGCACCACGUUGACCUGGUCUCAAUCACUACAGAGUUGCUUCAGUACAGGGUGGCCAAGAGGGCUACCAAUGCCACUUCAUCCCACGUCUGGGUGGGCCUGCGCUUCACCUGUUCAUUCCACUUCUGGUUCUGGAUCAGGUCUGAUGCAGGCUGCUACCAGAACUGGGCCCCCGGGCACGGCUCAGACAGCCAGCAGGACUGUGGGAUUGCAGGGGCUGUAGAGACCACCGGGAGGCAGCAGUGGGUUAGUCUGGAGGAGAACCAGAGGCUCAACUUCAUCUGCUACAAAUGUUCUGGGGACAGUGGUGAGGGGUUGAUACAUCCCUGAUUCUGACAACUUUAAGUAUGUAAGAAAUGCUAACACGUCAUGGCAGCCUAAGAUUCAUCUCCGGCAGCCUGUAUAUACCAUGAGAACUCUAUCAGAAGGAUCCAUCUCCAGCAGCCUGUAUAUACCACGAGAACUCUAUCAGAAGGAUCCAUCUCCAGCAGCCUGUAUAUACCAUGAGAACUCUAUCAGAUGAUGCUGAUUUUACCAACUCUAUUUAUGUUUCAACUGAAUCUUGUUUUUCUUCAGGUGAUUUGAUUGUAUGUUUGUCCAUUAUGCUGAUUGUAUUGCAUCUCAGUUGUGGUAGUCUCGUCAAGAACCAGGCUUCCCGUGACAACGACGUGAUUUUGGAGCUAUGACUACAGUUGUCGUAGCACACUACAAUAGUUUAAAAAAGUGACAGUGUGUUACUGUUGAGUUCUAGUGUGUUACUGUUGAGUUCUAGUGUGUUACUGUUGAGUUCAAGUGUGUUACUAUUGAGUUCUAGUGUGUUACUGUUGAGUUCUAGUGCGUUACUGUUGAGUUCUAGUGUGUUACUGUUGAGUUCUUGGGUGCUGUUGCACUGUCUGCCACAAAUGUUACAUUGACACAUCAGUAGAUUGUAUAUUAAACAACUGUUACAUUGACACAGAAGUAGAUUGUAUAUUAAACAACUGUUACAUUGACAUAGCAUUAGAUUGUAUAUUAAACAACUGUUACAUUGACACAGAAGUAGAUUGUAUAUUAAACAACUGUUACAUUGACAUAGCAGUAGAUUGUAUAUUAAACAACUGUUACAUUGACACAGAAGUAGAUUGUAUAUUAAACAACUGUUACAUUGACAUAGCAGUAGAUUGUAUAUUAAACAACUGUUACAUUGACACAGCAGUAGAUUGUAUGAUUGAACGGCUUUAUGGAUUAAAUCCGUAUCACCGAACUUCAGCACUACAGCGCUAUUGAAAUUUAAAGUUAAUUUCCGAUCAGCGUUUACCGUGAAUGUGGUCUCCGCUAAUACGGGAACAUUGCCUUAAAAUUUAAAUCAAGCUAUAACUCUGAACUUCCACUAUAUGGAUCAAAUCGAGCCCUUAAUUUGACAACCUUCAGUAACAUUUUAUUUGGAUAGUCCAUCUCCAGAUGCUCUACAGAUUAGUAACAUUUCAAAUCAAAUCAAAUCAAAUUGUAUUUGUCACAUGCACCAAAUACAACCUUACAGUGAAAUGCUUACUUACAAGGCCUUAACCAACAAUGCAGUUCAAGAAAUAGAUUUAAGAAAAUAUUUACUAAAUAAACUAAAGUUAAAAAAAAAGACUAUGCAUAGAUAAUAAACAGCGAGAGGGGGUCAAUGUAAAUAGUCCGGGUGGCCAUUUGAUAAAUUGUUCAGCAGUCUUAUGGCUUGGGGGUAGAAGCUGUUAAGGAGCCUUUUGGACCUAGACUUGGCGCUCUGGUUCCGCUUGCCGUGCGGUAGCAGAGAGAACAGUCUAUGAUUUGGGUGACUGGAGUCUUUGACAAUUUUUUGGGCCUUCCUCUGACAAUGCCUCUGUAGCGCCUUACGGUCGGAUGCAGAGCAGUUGCCAUACCAGGCGGUGAUGCAACCGGUCAGGAUGCUCUCGAUGGUGCAGCUGUCUAACUUUUUGAGGAUUUGGGGACCCAUGCCAAAUCUUUUCAGUCUCCUGAGGGGGAAAAGGUGUUGUCGUGCCCUCUUCACGACUGUCUUGGUGUGUUUAGACCAUGAUAGUUUGUUGGUGAUGUGGACAUCAAGGAACUUGAAACUCUCGACCCGCUCCACUACAGCCCCGUCGAUGUGAAUGGGGGCGUGUUCGUCCCUCCUUUUCCUGUAGUCCACGAUCAGCUCCUUUGUCUUGCUCACGUUGAGGGAGAGGUUGUUGUCCUGGCACCACACUGCCAGGUCUCUGACCUCCUCCCUAUAGGCUGUCUAAUCGUUGUCGGUGAUCAGACCUACCACUGUUGUGUAGACAGCAAACUUAAUGAUGAUGUUGGAGUCGUGCUUGGCCACGCAGUCGUAGGUGAACAGGGAGUACAGGAGGGGACUAAGCAUGCAUCCCUGCCCCAACUAACUAUCUACUAACCCUAGCUCCAACCCUUACCUUAACCCUUAUCCUAAUCCUAAACGUUACCCUUACCCUAACCCUAGCCCUUACCCUAACCCUUAUUCUAAACCUAACCCUAACUCUAACGCAGACCCUUUACAUAACAACAGUCUGAUAACCCCCACAAAGUUUUCUCUCAGUAUCAGGAACACCCACAACACUAAUACUAUGAAUAAUAAUACUUUAUAUAUUUCAGAUUCUGUAUUGACUUGACUAUUAGAAAACAGCUUCCUGGAACAUCCAGAUACACAUGUUUAAUCACUGCAGCUAGCGACUGCAAAAAACUGCAAAAAAACUCCAUCACGUCAUUCAAAGACUCAAUCAUGGACACUCUUACUGACAGUUGUGGCUGCUUCGCGUGAUGUAUUGUUAUCUCUACCUUCUUGCCUUUGUGCUGUUGUCUGUGCCAAAUAAUGUUUGUACCAUGUAUUUUUAAUCCCAGCCCCCGUGUCACGGAUUCUGCCGAGACUGCUCCUCCUCCUGGUUCGGGCAGGCUUCGGCGUUCGCCGUCCCCGGAGUACUAGCUUCCACCGCUCCAUGUUUCUUGGUGUGAUUGCUUUCGUCUGUCUUCAACACCUGUGUCCAUUUGUGUGCUGAUUACUUGUCCUAUAAGUUCCUUGUUUUGCUUAGGUUAGAUUGUGUGUUGUUUUUCGCCUGUCCAUUGUGCUGCGUGUUUUGUACCUGUUUUCUUGUUUAUUUGUUUUACGCACAGUUUGCGUAUUUGCUCGCCUCUGUUUAUUUGUUGAGGCCGUUCUCUGUAUUUUUGCCUAUUGGUAAACUUCAGUAAACUUUGUUGGACUAGCUUCGGUGUCCUGCGCCUGACUUCCACACACCUUACACCUCAGCCCUUGACAGAACAACACACCAUCAUGGAGUCAGCAGGAGCAGUGGCGGCACCCAAGUCGCUGGAGGAUCGGAUCAGCGAUCAAGACACCAUGAUCCGGCAACUUGGGGCCGCCAUGCACUCUGCGCCGGUUGGUGACUGGAGAGGUGCCCACGCCUUCUCACACCAUCCCAUCACCAACGGCCAGUCCUCCUCUCUCAGCACCGGAACCCAGUGGCAUACGGCUCUCGCUCCCGAGGGCAUAUGACGGUUCUGCAGCCGGGUGUCAAGGGUUCCUCCUGCAGGUGGAACUCUACCUGGCUACCAUACACCCAGCGCCCUCGGGGUACGAGAGCGUCUCCGCCCUCAUCUCCUGUCUAUCCGGCAAGGCGUUGGAGUGGGCCAACGCCGAAUGGAGGGGAAUAGACGCCGCUACCAUCACCUACGCGGAGUUCUCCCGCCGCUUCAGGGCUGUCUUCGAUCACCCACCUGAGGGGAAGGCGGCGGGGGAGCGUCUGUUCCACCUCCGACAGGGGAAGAGGAGCGCACAGGAGUUCGCCCUGGAGUUCCGGACUCUAGCGGCGGAUGCGGGGUGGAAUGAGAGGGCCCUCAUCGACCAUUACCGGUGUAGCCUACGAGAGGACGUUCGUCGUGAGCUGGCCUGCAGGGACACCAACCUAACCUUCGACCAGUUGGUAGACAUCUCCAUCCGUCUCGACACCCUGCUGGCUACCCGCGGACGUCCCGAGUGGGGGUCGUCCAUUCCACCCUCCAGCACCUCCGAGCCGAUUCCCAUGGAGCUCGGGGGUGCUGGCGCUAGAGAGAGGAGGAGAGAGAACCCGAGGGGGGCCAUCCCCUGCACCAACUGUGGCCGUGGAGGACACACCGCGGCCAGGUGCUGGGGAGGGUCUCCUGGGAGAGGGGAGGACACAGGUCACGCACUGGGGAGUCAUUUCAGGUGAGUAGGCGCCCCACUUACCCAGAGCUCUCUGUUGGUCACAUGAGUAUACCUGUGAGAUUUCCACAGGUGGCACCUCAUUCCCAGCAUAAGGCGCUAGUAGAUUCAGGCGCAGCUGGGAAUUUUGUUGAUCGUGCAUUUUGUUAUAAGUUAGGAAUUCCCCUUCGGCCGGUAGAAGCCCCCUUUCCUGUUCACGCCCUAGACAGCCGGCCGUUGGGGUCGGGGCUGAUCAGAGAAGUCACAGCACCACUUAAGAUGAUGACGCAGGGGGGUCAUGAGGAGACCAUUCAGUUUUAUCUGAUUGACUCUCCUGCGUAUCCCGUGGUGCUGGGGCUUCCCUGGUUAAGCACCCAUGAUCCUACCAUUGCGUGGCAACAGAGGGCUCUUAUGGAGUGGUCUGCCCAGUGUGUAGGGAGAUGUCUAGGUGUUUCCUUAGGGGCGACCUCGGUAGAGAGUCCGAACCAAGUGCCCGCAAUGCGCAUUCCCCCCGAGUAUGAGGAUUUAGCACUUGUGUUCAGUAAAACGAGGGCUACACGGCUACCACCUCAUAGACAGGGGGAUUGUGCGAUAGAUCUCCAGACAGGAGCGGCACUUCCGCGGAGCCGUGUGUAUCCACUGUCUCAAGAGGAGACAGCGGCUAUGGAAACUUACAUAGCCAAGUCCUUGGCACAGGGAUACAUACGGUCCUCCACUUCCCCGGUUUCCUCGAGUUUCUUCUUUGUGAAGAAGAAGGACGGGGGUUUGCGCCCGUGUAUUGACUAUCGUAGUCUCAAUCAGAUCACGGUUAAGUACAGUUACCCUCUUCCACUGAUUGCGACUAUGACAGAAUCAUUACGCGGAGCGCAGUUCUUCACAAAGUUGGAUCUCAGGAGCGCGUACAAUCUGGUACGCAUUAGGGAGGGGGAUGAAUGGAAGACCGCAUUUAGCACCACCUCGGGUCAUUACGAAUAUCUCGUCAUGCCAUACGGGUUAAUGAAUGCUCCUUCAGUCUUCCAAUCCUUUGUUGACGAGAUUUUCCGGGACAUGCAUGGGCAGGGUGUGGUAGUAUACAUCGACGACAUCCUAGUGUACUCUUCCACACGAGCCGAGCAUGUAGCCCUGGUGCGCAGAGUGUUGAGAAGACUGUUGGAGCAUGACUUGUAUGUCAAGGCAGAGAAAUGCCUGUUCUUCCAGGAGUCCGUCUCCUUUUUGGGUUAUCGGUUGUCCGCGUCUGGUGUGGAGAUAGAGGUAGACCGUGUGUCGGCCGUGCGUAAUUGGCAAACUCCAACCACGGUCAAAGAGGUGCAGCAGUUCUUGGGUUUUGCUAAUUACUACCGGAGGUUUAUCCGGGGCUUUGGACAGGUUGCAGCUCCCAUUACGUCCUUGCUAAAGGGGGGUCCGGUUCGGUUGCAGUGGUCAGCUGAGGCGGACAGGGCAUUUGCCAAGCUGAAGAACCUGUUCACCUCGGCCCCGGUGCUGGCGCAUCCGGAUCCCUCUUUACCAUUCCAAGUAGAGGUAGACGCGUCCGAGGCCGGCAUAGGGGCAGUCCUGUCACAACAGUCCGGCACGCCACCUAAGCUCCGCCCCUGUGCGUUCUACUCCAAGAAGCUCAGCUCGGCGGAGCGAAAUUAUGACGUUGGGGACAGGGAGCUGUUAGCUGUAGUCCAGGCCCUAAAGGUGUGGAGGCAUUGGCUUGAGGGGGCUCAACACCCUUUCCUCAUUCUGACUGAUCACCGUAACCUGGAGUACAUCAGGGCAGCUAGGAGAUUGAACCCUCGUCAGGCUAGGUGGAACAUGUUCCUGACCCGGUUUGUUUUUAAGAUCACAUACAUCCCAGGGUCCCAGAACGGUAAGGCAGACGCCCUGUCCCGGCGGUAUGACACAGAGGAGAGGUCCAUUGAGCCUACUUCCAUACUGCCGGAGUCUUGUUUGGUGGCUCCGGUGGUGUGGGAGGUCGAUGCGGAAAUCGAGCGGGCACUGCGUACCGACCCUACUCCCCCCGAGUGUCCUGUGGGACGGACAUACGUCCCGCUCGAGGUUCGUGAUCGUCUGAUUUAUUGGGCUCAUACAUCACCCUCCUCUGGACAUCCAGGUAUUGGCCGGACAGUGCACUGCCUUAGCGUGAAAUAUUGGUGGCCAACGUUAGCUAGGGAUGUGAGGGUUUAUGUCUCCUCCUGCUCGGUGUGCGCCCAGUGUAAGGCGCCUAGACAUUUACCCAGGGGUAAGUUACAUCCCCUGCCCGUUCCACAACGACCAUGGUCCCACCUAUCGGUGGAUUUUGUGACCGACCUACCCCCCUCCCAGGGGAAUACCACCAUUUCGUUGUGGAUCGGUUUUCCAAGGCCUGUCGUCUCCUCCCAAUGCCGGGUCUCCCUACUGCCCUACAGACCGCUGAGGCCCUAUUUACCCAUGUGUUCCGGCACUAUGGGGUCCCCGAGGAUAUUGUGUCUGACCGAGGUCCCCAGUUCACCUCCAGAGUUUGGGGGGCGUUCAUGGAACGCUUGGGGGUCUCGGUAAGCCUUACCUCGGGGUACCACCCAGAGAGCAAUGGGCAGGUUGAACGUGUCAACCAGGAUGUGGGUAGGUUUCUGAGGUCCUAUUGCCGGGACCGGCCGGAGGAGUGGUCUAGGUUCAUCCCCUGGGCAGAGAUGGCCCAGAACUCUCUCCGCCACUCCUCUACCAAUUUAACACCUUUCCAGUGUGUUUUAGGUUAUCAGCCGGUCCUGGCACCAUGGCACGAGAGCCAGAUCGAGGCCCCUGCGGUGGACGAGUGGAUUCGGCGCUCGGAGGAGACGUGGGACGCUGCCCAUGUCCAUCUGCAGCGUGCCAUCCGUCAACAAAAGGCGAGCGCCGAUCGCCACCGCAGUGAGGGACCGGUGUACGUACCAGGAGAUCGAGUCUGGCUCUCGACUCGAAACCUGCCCCUCCGCCUGCCCUGCCGGAAGCUGGGUCGGCGGUUUGUGGGGCCCUUUAAAGUCCUGAGAAGGUUGAACGAGGUGUGUUACAGGUUACAAUUGCCUAUUGAGUACAAUAAUAUUAACCCCUCGUUCCAUGUGUCUCUUCUCAGGCCGGUGGUAGCUGGCCCACUCCAAGAAGAUGAGAUAGGAGAGACCCCUCCGCCCCCUUUGGACAUCGAGGGGGCCCCGGCGUACAGGGUCCGGACCAUCUUGGACUCGAGGCGCCGGAUGAGUGGUCUCCAGUAUCUCGUGGAGUGGGAGGGGUACGGUCCGGAGGAACGGUGCUGGGUGCCUAGGAGGGACAUCCUAGAUCCGUCCCUCCUGACUGAGUUCCACCGUGGGCAUCCCACGCGCCCGGGUCCGCGUCCUCCUGGCCGUCCCCGAGGCCGGGGUCGGCGCACGGCUGGAGCCGCGCGUCAAGGGGGGGGUACUGUCACGGAUUCUGCCGAGACUGCUCCUCCUCCUGGUUCGGGCAGGCUUCGGCGUUCGCCGUCCCCGGAGUACUAGCUGCCACCGCUCCACGCUCUUGGUGUGAUUGCUUUCGUCUGUCUUUUACACCUGUGUCCGUUUGUGUGCUGAUUACUUGUCCUAUAAGUUCCUUGUUUUGCUUAGGUUAGAUUGUGUGUUGUUUUUCGCCUGUCCAUUGUGCUGCGUGUUUUGUACCUGUUUUCUUGUUUAUUUGUUUUACGCACAGUUUGCGUAUUUGCUCGCCUCUGUUUAUUUGUUGAGGCCGUUCUCUGUAUUUUUGCCUAUUGGUAAACUUCAGUAAACUUUGUUGGACUAGCUUCGGUGUCCUGCGCCUGACUUCCACACACCUUACACCUCAGCCCUUGACACCCCGUCCCCGCAGGAGGCCUUUUGCCUUUUGGUAGGCCGUCAUUGUAAAUAAGAAUUUCUUCUUAACUGACUUGCCUAGUUAAAUAAAAAAUUAAAAAAUUAAAAAAUACAAUUCUUGACAGUGUCAUUGAGUGUAUUUUCUUAGUCCAAGUAAAGUGACACAGUAUAUAUGGUCAUAAUGCUUCUUGACAAUGUCAUAAAGUGUAUUUUCUUAGUCCAAGUAAAGUGACACAGGAUGGUCAUAAUGCUUCAUGACAGUGUCAUAAAGUGUAUUUUCUUAGUCCAAGUAAAGUGACACAGGAUGGUCAUAAUGUCCUAAAGUGUAUUUUCUUAGUCCAAGUAAAGUUCUUUAAAGAUGCACUGUGCAGAAAUCGCUCCUCCAUUUCCUGGUUACAAAAAUGUGAAUAGUGUGAAUAAUUUCAGUUUAUGUGACAAAACAAGCCAGUAUAGUGUAGAGAAUCAUUGUACCAUCUAAAUCACUGUGAAAUAUAUUUUUCAUUACCCAAAAUAUUGUAUUUUCAGCUGUUUGAAGCUGGUGUACAAAACCGAAAGUAAAAGACGCAAAAACUAAACUUAAGACAGGAACGCAUAGAAAUAGCACACAUAGAACUGCUCUACCGCUUCUUAGACUUGCUUUCAAUGAGAAAGACAGAUCUAUAACACACAUUUCUAAAUGAAAGAAAACGUAUUGGCAGGGGAAAAAACACAUUUUAAUAAAUGUGGGAUUUGACACUCUUACUGUAUGUCCGUGUCAUAACCAGCCAUAAAAUAACACAAUAUACACUACAUGACCAAAUGUAUGUGGACACCUGCUCAUCGAACAUCUCAUUCCAAAAGUUGGUCCCCCGUUUGCUGCUAUAACAGCCUCCACUCUUCUGGGAAGGCUUUCCACUAGAUGUUGGAACAUUGCUGCGGGGACUUGCUUCCAUUCAGCCACAAGAGCAUUAGUGAGGUCGUACACUGAUGUUGGGCGAUUAGGCCUGGCUCGCAGUCGGAGUUCCAAUUCAUCCCAAAGGUGUUCGAUGGGGUUGAGGUCAGGGCUCUAUGCAGGCCAGUCAAGUUCUUCCACACCGAUCUCUACAAACCUAUUCUAUAUGGACCUCGCUUUGUGAACGGGGACAUUGUCAUGCCACAAAGUUGGAAGCACAGAAGAUUUCCCUUCACUGGAACUAAAUGGCCUAGCCCGAACCAUGAAAAACAGACCAUUAUUCCUCCUCCACCAAACUUUACAGUUGGCACUAUGUAUUCGGGCAGCUAGCGUUCUCCUGGCAUCCGCCAAACCCAGAUUUGUUCGUCGGACUGCCAGAUGGUGAAGCGUGAUUCAUCACUCCAGAGAACACAUUUCCACUGCUCCAGUCCAAUGGCGGUGAGCUUUACACCACUCCAGCCGACGCUUGGCAUUGCGCGUGGUGAUGUUAGGCUUGUGUGCGGCUGCUCGGCCAUGGAAACCCAUUUCAUGAAGCUCCCGAUGAACAGUUAUUGUGCUGACAUUGCUUCCAGAGGCAGUUUGGAACUUGGUAGUGAGUGUUGCAACCGAGGAAGGACGAUUUUUACUUCCCGAGUGGCGCAGUGGUCUAAGGCACUGCAUCGCAGUGCUAGCUGUGCCACUAGAGAUCCUGGUUCGAAUCCAGGCUCUGUCGUAGCCGGCCGCGACCGGGAGACCCAUGGGGCGGCGCACAAUUGGCCCAGCGUAGGGGAGGGAAUGGCCGGCAGGGAUGUAGCUCAGUUGGUAGAGCAUGGCGUUUGCAACGCCAGGGUUGUGGGUUUGAUUCCCACGGGGGGCCAGUAUGAAAAAUUUAAAUAAUGUAUGCACUCACUAGUCGCUCUGGAUAAGAGCGUCUGCUAAAUGACUAAAAUGUAAAUGUUACCAAUAUGUUAUAUAAUACAAUUCCAAAAAUAAAACAUUAUUUCAUCCUGCAUGGCUCAUAAUACACCUACUGCUGCAUAUUGAUAGCUACUUUUUCCACCAUAACUCUGAGAAUAGCUUGUCAAUUACUAUGGAUAAUUAGACAUGAGUGUGUCACAGCGUCAUAGGCUGCCCAUGAAAAGGCAUUGGUCAGUGAGCCUCUCUGCCCUCCCAGCAGGUCAAUGUUAAUGUCCCUUUGGGUCAAUCCUCCCCCUUUUCUCACCCUCGUCUCCUCUUGUGUGCUGUCCAGCUGGCUGUGACCACUGACCCCGUUACCCUCACUCCUGACCCCUGGAGCCGUUCCCACGACACACCCUUUUGUGAGCACCUCUCCAUGGUGACCCAUGGUCACCCCCUCUCCCUCAACCUCUAUAGAUGA
Molecule: messenger RNA, 13387 nt
Organism: Coregonus sp. 'balchen'
Lineage: Eukaryota; Metazoa; Chordata; Actinopteri; Salmoniformes; Salmonidae
Source: the annotation of a GenBank genome assembly